Messenger RNA from Tribolium castaneum (red flour beetle), 1308 nucleotides. Its product is annotated as innexin inx7. Gene Ontology annotation, biological process: phototransduction. The coding region runs from base 98 to 1243 and encodes 381 amino acids. Gene Ontology annotation, cellular component: gap junction; plasma membrane. Gene Ontology annotation, molecular function: gap junction channel activity. The transcript has 5 exons. The record is from RefSeq and is a predicted model, not a curated record. Lineage: Eukaryota; Metazoa; Arthropoda; Insecta; Coleoptera; Tenebrionidae.
GUCAGCUUAUCAUAUUUUCAACAGAAUUACGAUAAGCUGGCAUUUACUAUGCAGAGCUUGUGGGUGAAGUGUGCAUUAUUUUUCAAACGGAACGACAAUGCUUGGCUUGUUCGAAGUCAUCAAGGACAAAUUUAAGCCAAAAUUGAACGCUGUUGCUAUAGAUAAUUGGGCGUUUAAGCUCCACUAUCGUGUGACAACUUUACUUUUCUUCAUUGCUACGAUUUUGGUGACUUUUAGGGAAUAUAUAGGUGAACACAUCAAGUGCAUCAAUGAUAUGCCAAAAGCUGGGUUUGAUAGAGUCAUUGAGACCUUCUGCUUCUUUUCAACGACUUUCACUGUGAUCGACGAUUUCACCUACGGCCCUUUGGCCCACCCUGGCGUUGCCCCCUAUGGUAUAGGGUCGAAACAACCCAUCCGAAAGCACUCAUACUACCAAUGGGUCCCUUUCGUUUUAUUCGGACAAGGAAUAAUGUUCUACUUGACCCAUCUCCUUUGGAAAGUCAUGGAAGACAACACGAUUGAAAAACUAGUCUUGGGACUAAAUCGCACCAAACUAGCACUAGAAACUGACGAAAUAAACGACCGCCAAGACAAGAGGAUUCGUAUCAACAGAAUCAAAAGCAUUUUCUUGGAACGUCUCAAAAUCACCAAAUCCUGGACGUGGUGGUUUAUUUUAUGCGAACUCUUGAACGUUGGCAACGUUAUCGUCCAGAUCUACAUCACCCAGAAAUUUCUUGGUGGCCAGUUUUACACUUUGGGCACCAAAGUCGUGACUGUAGGGCCCCAAAUUUUGGACGAGGUGUUCCCAAAAGUCACGAAAUGCUCGUUUCAUACGUAUGGCCCCUCAGGUUCGAUCCAAAUCCACGAUGCUUUGUGUAUCAUGGCUUUGAAUAUUGUCAACGAGAAAAUUUUCGUGUUUUUGUGGUUUUGGUACAUUUUGCUUUUCAUAGCCUCGUGUUUGAUCGUCUUUUGGCGAUUUUUGACUGUUCUUUUCUACAAGAAAUGUAUGACUUUUAACCAGUUUAUUUUCGGGCAUGGAAAGUUGCAUUACUGGAAUUUGAAUUUGGUGGUGAAGCAGUGCAGUUACCAUGAUUGGUUGCUGUUGAAGUAUUUGGCAAAGAAUAUGGACGGGCUCGUGUUCAGGGAGUUGUUUAUGGACAUUUCCGAGGAGUUGGAGGAAAGGAAACCUUUGUUUAUGCUGGCGCAAGGUGAUAAAGGAACAGAUAUGGCCAAGUUUGACUGAGAUAUUACAUUAUUUUUUUAUGGUGUUAUUUUUUUAUAUUUUAUAAUAAAGUAAUUUAAUGUCAA